CUCUAAUUCAUGUGCAAGCCCCAACUACCUUAUUCUACAGCUUGAUUCGAUUAAUCGCCUGGUAGAGAAGGUUCCAUCACUUUAAAUAGAUCUCUGUUCCACCUCACUGUCAUCAAAUUUUCAGCCAUGUCCGGCUCCAACCUACACAACGCUCUCCUCCGUCCUCCGAUCAUUCAGAUCCUGCGCGCUGCAGGCUUCCACUCGACGCGUCCUUCAGUCCUGGACACUCUCGCCGAUCUCACUGCCCGAUACAUCAUGCUCCUUGCCUCAUCCACAAGCGCUCAUGCCGCCAACGCCCACCCCGAAGACCCCAUCCCCGUGCUCGAAGAUAUUUACCAGGCCUUACAAGAUGCAGGCGCGUUGCGGCCGCAGCUGCGGGAGUGGGAGGAGGAAUGGCAAGGGGAAGAGGACAUGCGAGGACUAGAAGGGUUUCUGUCGUGGUUCACCGGCCCCGCCAACCGCGAGAUCCGGCGCAUCGCUGGAUUCGUGCCCAGUGAAGGGGACAUGGUGGACGCGGACUCCCUGGAGAAGGAGGACUUCCUGACAGCCCUGAAGAAGAAACACAGCAAGACGGGAGAAGAGUCGCGAUAUGCAGGGACCGUGCUGGGAAAGAGCGGCGAGGAACACCCGAUCGUGAUCGAGGGCGGUGCGCCGACCCUGCAGGAUUGGGGGUCCCAAAUGCGAUCCCGUGCACCGUAUAUGGCCGACAGCGACUCCUCGGUCGUGAGCAGUGCGCCGAGUAAUCUUUCUGACGGAGAGGGAAUGGACGUGUGAUGGGAUAGAUGGGAGUGUGCCGCUUCGAUCUACGAUGACACUUUUGGUUUCCUUGGUCACCCUCGACCAGGAGGAGACCCAGCACCAAGUCAAGCGCGGAAUCUUCGCCUAUGAGGAUACCCCAUCUCUACACGUUCGGGACCCAAUUCGCCCAUUUGACCUCAGUUGGCUGGUCCAGCUGAACGGCAUUGCUAGUAGCAAAAUGCCAUCCCAUUCGCCAUUUGGCCGGGGGCACAAACCUCCUCCGACCUAGAUCCUUGAAGCACGGGAGCUACGCCGUUCAAAUUCGCAACAUGAGCGGUGUAGCCGAGUCCAGCGCAGAAUUGAGCAAGAGGACGAUGUCAUUGCGAGAAUGCAUCUGAGGGAUGGCAGGAUGACAUGGAGGCUUUCAUGUAUCUACCUUACCAGGGGCGCAAUUCAGGAGCCCCGCGUACUUGAGAUGAGCUAAAUGUUUGAAACAUCUCAG
Messenger RNA from Aspergillus uvarum CBS 121591, 1240 nucleotides. RefSeq names its product Bromodomain associated domain protein. The record is from RefSeq and is a predicted model, not a curated record. The transcript has a single exon. Gene Ontology annotation, molecular function: protein heterodimerization activity. Lineage: Eukaryota; Fungi; Ascomycota; Eurotiomycetes; Eurotiales; Aspergillaceae. The coding region runs from base 127 to 774 and encodes 215 amino acids.